AAAACAAAAGAGAGCACCACCAUAUCAAACUUACGGAUCAAACUCUCGUUAAAGCUAAGCUUUACACAUCCUCACUUGAGUUCGGAUUCCCAAUUAGAUGACAUAAAUUAAGUUACGCACAUCACAAUGCUUAAUGUUUACUUCAUCAAGAUUCCACUUGACUUCUUUCUAUCAACAAUAACUGUAUUUGAUGACUGCCGGCGAUCGCCGUAGUUUUAGGGACAUCUUCUGCGAUGCCGCUGCCGGCGCCUCUGCAGGUGCCAUAGCAGCUACAGUUGUUUGCCCUCUGGAUGUCAUCAAAACAAGACUGCAAGUCCAUGGACUGCCUAAUGCAUCCCAUUCUAACCGUAAAGGCAGUGUGAUUACCACAAUCCUACAAAAUAUAAUAAGAUCUGAAGGUUUGAAGGGACUUUACCGUGGCCUAUCACCAACGCUGGCUGCAUUGCUACCAAAUUGGACAGUAUACUUUGCAGUUUAUGGGAGUCUCAAAAGCCUACUCCGUUUGCAUGGGGACGACAACGGACAACUUACAAUUGGUGCAAAUAUGGUUGCUGCUUCAGGAGCCGGUGCAGUGACAGCAAUCGCGACAAAUCCUUUAUGGGUUGUUAAAACCCGGCUCCAAACACAGGCCAUGCGACAAGGUAUUGUUCCUUACAAAAGCAUAUUUUCUGCCCUUAGACGGAUUGCUCAUGAGGAAGGAAUUCGUGGAUUUUACAGUGGCCUUUUGCCCUCACUGGUAGGUAUAAGUCACGUGGCCAUCCAGUUUCCUGCAUAUGAAAGAAUCAAGUCUUACUUAGCCAAAAGGGAUAACACUACAACCACUGAACUAAGCACUGAAAAAGUUGCAAUUGCCUCCUCACUUUCUAAAAUAAGUGCAUCUGUCAUGACAUAUCCACAUGAGGUGAUUCGUUCUAGGUUGCAAGAACAAGGGCAGGUCAGAAAUUCAAAACAACAAUAUAAGGGUGUUAUUGAUUGUGUUAAGCAUGUGCUGCAAAAAGAAGGUCUUCCUGGAUUCUACCGGGGGUGUGCUACUAAUCUAAUGAGAACUACUCCAUCUGCUAUCAUCACAUUCACCACAUAUGAGAUGAUAAAAAGAUUUUUGGAGCAAACUUUACCUUUCAGCGAGAAGCACCCGGAAGCGCACUUCUAAGCUGAUGGCAAGAUCAGAUCUCACUCACUUGGCAAAAGAUUAUAUCAGAUCUAGUAAUGGUACUGGGGAGCAGGGAGGGACCAGAGGACAUGAUGACUCCAUUACUCCAUUUGUGGGGAGGGGCCAUGGACUUGAUGAUGACUCCAAUUUUUGUGCAUCAGUGACUGUCAUCCAGUAACAAAACUGGCUCAGAGAAAAUAGUUUGAAGAAUAAUUUUAACUCAGACGUCAGACCCCCUUAUUUUUUGUUCCUUGCAAGGAAAAACAGUAAGGUGGAAUUUCUGAAUUUUGACUAUUGUGAAUAUAAAGAGGUGGUUUUUUCC
Daucus carota subsp. sativus is the source of this 1472-nucleotide messenger RNA. RefSeq names its product nicotinamide adenine dinucleotide transporter 2, mitochondrial. Gene Ontology annotation, biological process: NAD transmembrane transport. Lineage: Eukaryota; Viridiplantae; Streptophyta; Magnoliopsida; Apiales; Apiaceae. Gene Ontology annotation, molecular function: NAD transmembrane transporter activity. The record is from RefSeq and is a predicted model, not a curated record. The coding region runs from base 191 to 1150 and encodes 319 amino acids. The transcript is spliced from 9 exons.